CCCUCCAUUAAAACUCACCAAACAAUAUUACCAUCAUUUUAUCACAUAUAUUCUCCUUCCAUUCUCAUAUUUUCUCUUCUUCUCUCUCAAAAACCAUGGAAACAUCUUUAGUCCACGAGGACGCCAGCUCCUCAGCAUCGCCAGCUAUCAGCUCGACCACGUUAGAGGUGGGAGAAGUUCGUCUUAGCGUGGACAUGGAGGUGGAAACAACCAUAUACAAUACUAAUACUUCAAUCUCAUCAUCCACGAAACCCCAUGCAACGUCUAGUGAUCCAUGCUGGAACGCCAUGCGUCGUGUAAUCCAGACAGAAGUCUCGGGUUUGAGUCUUGAUGACUUUUUCUUCAUCCAGAAACUUGGGAGUGGUGACAUUGGUUCUGUCUAUCUUGUUGAGUUGAAGGGCAAUAAAGGGUGUUUGUUUGCAGCUAAAGUGAUGGAUAAAGAGGAAUUGGUUAGUAGGAGCAAAGAAGGAAGAGCCGGGACAGAAAGGGAAAUAUUGGAAAUGUUAGAUCACCCUUUUUUGCCUACCCUUUAUACCACUUUGGACACUGAUAAAUGGUCUCUUUUGUUGACUGAGUUUUGCUCAGGUGGUGAUCUUCAUGUUCUCCGGCAACGACUGCCGGAGAAGAGAUUUGAUGAAGCUGCCGUCCGGUUCUACACAUCAGAAGUUGUGGUUGCUUUAGAGUACCUACACAUGAUGGGGAUAAUUUAUCGAGAUUUAAAGCCUGAAAAUGUGCUAGUAAGAUCAGAUGGUCAUAUUAUGUUGACUGAUUUUGAUCUCUCACUAAAAUGUGAUGAUUCAUCAGUAAUGCCUCAACUUGUUCAAGAAAGUAGUCCAAAGCUAGAUCAUAAUUCAAAUGAUCAAUCCUCCAUUAAUUCACCUCCAUAUAAGUCUUCGUCUUCUUCGUGCAUCCUGCCCAAUUGUAUCGUGCCACACGUCUCGUACUGGUACUACAACCACAGGCGAAGAAGAAGAACAAAUAAUCAACGACCCCUGAGGUUGGUAGCUGAGCCAAUUGAGGCUCGAUCGAUGUCAUUUGUUGGGACCCACGAGUACUUAGCCCCGGAAAUCGUGUCGGGGGAAGGCCAUGGCAAUGCGGUGGAUUGGUGGACACUAGGAAUUUUCAUGUACGAGUUGCUUUAUGGUGUGACACCUUUCAGAGGACUUGACAAUGAGUUCACCCUUUCGAACAUUGUGGCUCGAGCCUUUGAGUUCCCUAAGGAGCCAAUGGUUCCGACCAUAGCUAAGGACUUGAUCACCCAACUCUUGGUCAAGGACCCUACCAGGAGAAUGGGGUCCAUGAUGGGGGCCACAACAAUCAAACAACAUCCUUUCUUUGAUGGUGUGAACUGGGCACUCUUGAGAUGUACAACCCCACCUCAUAUUCCCCAAAAUUCCAAAAGUACUAGAGAGUUUGUCUCAUCUUAUGAUGAUGAUGAUGAUUAUGUAGAUUAUUAUUAGUGUUGCUUAUAAUUUAAGGGCUCGUUUCGUACGAGGAAUAAUAAUCAUGGAAUUAUAUUUGA
Molecule: messenger RNA, 1522 nt
Organism: Lycium barbarum (goji berry)
Lineage: Eukaryota; Viridiplantae; Streptophyta; Magnoliopsida; Solanales; Solanaceae
Product: protein kinase G11A-like
Exons: 2
Coding region: 96-1460 (454 amino acids)
Biological process (GO): protein phosphorylation
Cellular component (GO): cytoplasm; plasma membrane; nucleus
Molecular function (GO): protein serine/threonine kinase activity; ATP binding
Source: RefSeq, a predicted model, not a curated record